Molecule: messenger RNA, 612 nt
Organism: Colletotrichum spaethianum
Lineage: Eukaryota; Fungi; Ascomycota; Sordariomycetes; Glomerellales; Glomerellaceae
Exons: 2
Coding region: 1-612 (203 amino acids)
Source: RefSeq, a predicted model, not a curated record
AUGCCGCCUCCGUCAGUCGCUUCGCCGCCCCCAAUCCUAGCCAUCACGGCUACUUAUUUCCAGCUGCUGGCCCAACAUUUACCCCGACCCGUCUACGAAGCCCUCCGCAAGACUCAUCAUCACAUCGCCCGCUUCUCCACCGCCGUCCUCUCCUCCGCCAUCGUCGUCCGCGCGCACUCGCUCAUUCCCCACAAGAUGCGCCGCCCUCUGGGUUUUUCGGCGCUUCUCGUCGUGCUGUUCCUCAUCAUCGGCCUGCCCGUCAUCCUCGCCCAGAGCGAACCCUUCCACUGCUACCCCUACCCGUCCACCGACACCCUCGCGAGUCCCUUCAUCACGCUGCAGCCGCACUGCUGCAAGGGCCCCAUUGACAACAAGCUGAGAGUCGGGAACCAGUGCGAACCGGCCAACGGAGGGGUAUACAAGACCAAGUUCGGCCAGGACUUGGGGACCUGUGCGACGGGCUGGGUCGACGCAUGCUGUAUGCGGUUGCAUUACCCGCCCGAGAUUGAGCGGCCAGACAUGUCAUAUUGCGAUGCCGCCUUCCUCGUCAAGGCCGAAUCCAAGAACAUUAUCCACGCGCGAAGCUGGUCCCCCGCGAGAUACGGUAGAUGA